Molecule: messenger RNA, 543 nt
Organism: Cetraspora pellucida
Lineage: Eukaryota; Fungi; Glomeromycota; Glomeromycetes; Diversisporales; Gigasporaceae
Source: the annotation of a GenBank genome assembly
AUGGCUUUUUAUGAAAAGAUUUUAUUAUCAAAACAACGUUUCUCCAUUACAUCCGAUGGAGUUGAUAAUGUUCAUCGACCGAUUUCUCCUCCACUUUCACCACCGAUCUCACCACCUCCACCUUAUACACCAAUGCCACCAACUUUUGUUCCAGUUCAUCCACCUCAAAAUUUAUCUAAAGUUAUGGUUAAAAUGUCUCAACCUCAACAACCACCACGUAGACGCAUUUCUUCAAAAAACAAUUUUGUAAAUGAUUAUUAUAAUAACGGUUUCAAAAAUGAUUUUAGACGUGGAAAUGAAUUUAAUCAAAUGUUUAUUCCUGUACAAGUUUGUACACCUUCAAAUGGAAAUGAUGUUAAUCAAAAAGUUCAACAAAUUUUGAUUCCAAUAACAACUUCCCCACGACAUGGUGUUAUUCAUGGUGGUAAUAAUCAUGGUCAAUUUAUACAUAUUCCUCCUCCUCCAAGAUAUACUCCUGCUUUACCUCCUCCCAAUCAAUUUCAUCUUGUGAAACUGGUUAAAAAUCCUGUUAUGAAUUAUUGA